Dentiscutata erythropus is the source of this 522-nucleotide messenger RNA. NCBI's taxonomy places the organism in Eukaryota, Fungi, Glomeromycota, Glomeromycetes, Diversisporales, Gigasporaceae. The record is from the annotation of a GenBank genome assembly.
AUCUUCUUGCGAUGGUAUGCGUGUGCAAAGAUUUCAAAAAUAUUUAGACAAAGUAUCAAUCCAUUAGCAGAAGAAAUUUGGAGAAAUUCUAGAAUUAGGUUUACAAUUUUUCGAGAUAAGGAUACGAGGCUAUUAACAUUUGAGAAGGGUUGUCAAUUUGUAAACUUUAUUGAGACCAUUGACAAUCUAUUCCCAAGUUUCCCAAGAGUUUUUAGAUCAACUUUUAUGUCCGAUAAUGAAUUUCUUGGACUUAUUUUACCAGUAACACCAAGCAUAGGUUUAUCAGAACCUCCACAUUAUUGGAUCGAUCAUGUUAAGGAUGCUAUCAUGUUUUUUUAUGAUAAUAUGCGACCCGCGUUAAAUGGCUUAAGAGAAGAUGUUGGAACGAAAUGUAAAGAAGAUCAAAAUUAUGAAAAAUGGAUGUUUAAUUUACGUCAAAUCUACCUUUUAGGACAUUUUUCAAGAAUUCACGCUGAAAUUAAUGAUGAAACUUUAUUCAAAAUGCAAGAUUAUGAAUGCUGA